UAAUAAUUGAGCAAAAAAAACUGAUUUUAAAACAUGAAGAUCUUUUGCCUUUAUAUCUGUAUAUAUUUAAUGGCUAGUCAAGAUCAUUCAAGUAAAUUUUUAAACUCAAUGUUACAUUCAGAAUUGAUUCAUUUUGGUAUUAAUUGAAGGCGUGACGAAAAUUUGCGGUGUUUCCAGCCUUGAAUGUAAAUUUAUGUUCUAGCUAAUUAAUUAAGCAACUACUUUAGACUCAGAACCAGGCUGAUUUUGCCGUCAAUUCUGUUACGGCUGAUUAAUCCAGUUACUGCAUCAGCUUACUUUCGUCUUUUAAAGAAAAACUUUUUGAAUAAUCUCGUUCUGAUUUAAACUUAAGAGCAACUCUAAAUACAGACUUUAUUCAACAAUCCGUUUUGUUUUUAUAAAACGAGAGUUCUGGCAUGUCUGACAUAAAAGAAGGAAAACCAUUAAGUGAAAAAGUAAUUGGGAGCAACCGGCUGAUUAUAGUUUUGGUCACGCUGGCUGAAGUUUGCGGUAUCAUCAGUUUGGCCCUACUCGUGCACUGGUUAGACAAAUACUACGAGGGAUAUUCAUUUCACAAAGAUGACUCAGCUCUCUUCUCAUAUCAUCUUAUUUUCAUGCAAACUGGGAUGAUCUUUCUCUUCGGAAACUCAAUUGUCGUGUUCAGAUUCUCCAGUGCGCUUCCUAUUCCUCGACUGAUGCUCAAAAUAUUGCACGGAGUAGCCCAUGCUCUAGUCAUCUUCUUUAUCUGCCUGGGCAUCUACAGUGCGGUGCGGAUGAAGAAUGUGUUCGGACAUAAUGACAUGUACAGCUCACACUCCUGGUACGGAGUCCUCACCAUCGCCUUAUUCUUCAUCGAGUUCGCAUUCGGACUGGUGACUUUUGCGACGCCAGCGUUUUCUGACAGUAUGAAGCAGAAGCUGCUGCCUCUGCACCAUUACAUAGGAGCAUUGACCUUUAUCAUGGCCUUUGUUACUGUCAUGACCGGUAUCCCACGUAUGAACGAAUUUGUGGCAAGGACCACUGGAAAAAGCUACGCCGAAUACCCUGCGUGGAGUAUCGUCUCAAACUUCUACGCCCUUUUCACUGGCGUGUUUGUGCUGCUGAUCAUGAUUGUUAUAACAAAUUCGGCGUUCAAACGACAAUCGAAUAAUGCUUCAUCUGCAAAAGAUGAAAAAGCUGCAACUCAAUUUUAAUUUGAUACUACUCAACUC
Messenger RNA from Symsagittifera roscoffensis, 1211 nucleotides. RefSeq names its product putative transmembrane ascorbate-dependent reductase CYB561 homolog. Gene Ontology annotation, molecular function: oxidoreductase activity. NCBI's taxonomy places the organism in Eukaryota, Metazoa, Xenacoelomorpha, Acoela, Convolutidae. The record is from RefSeq and is a predicted model, not a curated record. The transcript is spliced from 3 exons. The coding region runs from base 417 to 1193 and encodes 258 amino acids.